AUGGCUGUCUUACUCAUCUGUGCCAGUGGCAACUCCACUGAGGUUAUCAGGAGUCCUGGAAAUGAGGUGAUUGAGGAGGUCAAACAGAAGCAGCAUCAGAAGAGCCAUCACUCAUACAAGGCCGCUUCCUCAGAUCUCAAGAGUCUGCAGCUGUCCCACAGACGGAAGAGGAGUGUCGUUGAGGAAGCGGUGCCCGCCAUGUGCAAGACACGGACAGUGAUCUUCGAGAUCCCCCGCAGUCAGGUGGAUCCUACCGCUGCAAACUUCCUAAUAUGGCCUCCGUGUGUGGAGGUGAAACGCUGUACAGGCUGCUGCAACACCGGAAACAUGCGCUGUCACCCCUCCAAAAAACAGCACCGUACUGUCAAGUUGGCUUUGGCCUGUCAUAGACAGGAACAGUGGACACUGGACAUGAGACUCUGGUCAAGACAUCCCGGCUCCAGCACCUCUGCACAGUCUGUAUGA
Molecule: messenger RNA, 465 nt
Organism: Sinocyclocheilus grahami
Lineage: Eukaryota; Metazoa; Chordata; Actinopteri; Cypriniformes; Cyprinidae
Product: platelet-derived growth factor subunit A-like
Exons: 4
Coding region: 1-465 (154 amino acids)
Biological process (GO): positive regulation of cell population proliferation; positive regulation of cell migration; platelet-derived growth factor receptor signaling pathway
Cellular component (GO): membrane
Molecular function (GO): platelet-derived growth factor receptor binding; growth factor activity
Source: RefSeq, a predicted model, not a curated record